This is a messenger RNA of Manacus vitellinus (golden-collared manakin), 1398 nucleotides long. It is a transcript of the gene SYT8, whose product is annotated as synaptotagmin 8. Gene Ontology annotation, cellular component: dense core granule; synaptic vesicle membrane; axon. The record is from RefSeq and is a predicted model, not a curated record. NCBI's taxonomy places the organism in Eukaryota, Metazoa, Chordata, Aves, Passeriformes, Pipridae. Gene Ontology annotation, molecular function: calcium-dependent phospholipid binding; syntaxin binding; phosphatidylserine binding. Gene Ontology annotation, biological process: calcium ion-regulated exocytosis of neurotransmitter; synaptic vesicle endocytosis; regulation of dopamine secretion.
AUGGCAGUGGCAGCCAGGAUAGUCAGGACUACGACCUCCCCACAUGCCAGCAUUACCACCACGGCUUGGCCAGGCUUCUUGGACAGCUGGCUUAGCCGGAUCCCAUUACCCAAAUGGGCGCUCAUCACCGUGGCUGUGGCAGGGGCCAUUCUCCUCCUCCUCUUCCUUAUCUGCAUCAUCAGGUGCUGCUGUGGCAAGAAAAAGCCCAAGAAGAAGGAGAGAAUCAGCUUGUGCCCUGUCAGCAACUCAACCACAGCCAGCCUCGUCCAGCCUGAGAUGGAGGACCUGGAGCGAGGAGUGGAGCAGAUGCGUCGAGGAAAGCUGCAGUACUCCCUGGAGUACAACUUCCGCACACAGGAGCUGAAAGUCGGUGUGAAGCAGGCAGUUGAGCUAAAGGCCAUGGACAGUGGAGGCACAUCCGAUCCAUAUGUGAUCGUCUACCUAACAUCUGAUAUGAAGAAGAGAUACGAGACCAAGGUUUACCGCAAGACCCUGAACCCCGUCUUCAACGAGAGCUUUACUUUCCAGGUACCCCAGGCAGAGGUGCCUGAAUGCACACUGGUGAUGCAGAUUUAUGACUUCAACCGCUUUGCCAAGCAUGACAUCAUUGGUGAGGUCCGGCUGCCCCUGGCCAGUGUCAACCUGCAGCACGUUAUCGAGCAGUGGAGUGAACUGGCGGCGGCCAGUAAAGUGGAGGAAGAGCAGCUGGGUGAGAUCUGCUUCUCACUGCGCUAUGUUCCCAACACUGGCAAGCUGACGGUGCUCAUCCUGGAAGCCAGGAAGCUGAAGCGAAUGGACUCCCAUGGACUCUCAGAUACUCCAGCUUUGUGCAGAGCUGGAGAUAUCUUCCAGGAGAUGUUAUGGCUGGAUUGUACAGGAAGCUUGGCAGGAGGAGAUCCUUUUGUCAAGGUGCAUCUCAUCCUGAACAGGAAGAAAUGGAAGAAGAAGAAGACAAGUGUGAAGAAAAACACCUUAAGCCCUUACUUCAAUGAGGUGUUUGUUUUUGAGGUGCCUUUCAAUCAGAUCCAGAAUGUGGAUGUGGUCAUCUCCAUCUGGGAUCACGACAAAGUGACCAAGAAUGAGCCCAUCGGCAAACUCUUCCUGGGCUGUCGAGCCACAGGCAACCAGCUGCGCCACUGGUCCGACAUGCUGUCCAACCCACGCCGGCCUCUCGCCCAGUGGCACAGCCUGCAGCCCCCCGAUGUGGUUGACAAAGCCCUGGGACUGAAGUCUCACCUCAAGCUGCCCCUGGCCUCCAGAUAGUGGAGGUCUCCUUCUCCACCCAUGGAGCAGGAUGGUGGGCUUGUGGAGGAGAGAGGGGCUUCUGCUCGGCAACAUCUUGGUCCCAGCUCAGUGUCAGCAAAGAGGGGACUGGGACUCCUUUUGGCUAAGAGAUGA